Molecule: messenger RNA, 1440 nt
Organism: Scleropages formosus (Asian bonytongue)
Lineage: Eukaryota; Metazoa; Chordata; Actinopteri; Osteoglossiformes; Osteoglossidae
Product: forkhead box protein N3-like
Exons: 4
Coding region: 187-732 (181 amino acids)
Biological process (GO): regulation of DNA-templated transcription
Cellular component (GO): nucleus
Molecular function (GO): cis-regulatory region sequence-specific DNA binding; DNA-binding transcription factor activity
Source: RefSeq, a predicted model, not a curated record
AGUAGCCCUCUCUGGUCAGGAAAUACCUUCUUCCAGAAAAACGGAGGACUCCUUCUGCAAGGUUCCAGGCCCUACAUUGCCAUCCAUGGUGAUUGGUGUGAGAGAUCCCAGGUUUCGGCUCCACUGUGGUACGAAUCACCCUGGAGACUUGGGGUUCCUCAGGGAGUCAUCUGUAAUGGAGCCCAGAUGGUGAGUCAAGGGCUGUUCCCCGAUAUUAGACCCCUUGUCAUAAAGACUAUAGGAAGCAGAACAACCACAGACAGGUCAGUCCUGGACAAUUACCACAUGACUGGUGACAGCAACAUCUCAGUCAACAAUAAACAUAAGCAGGACCAGAAUUACAGCAAUGCUAAGUCUUCUCUCCUCCACAGUGGCCCCUCAACUAGUCCCUCUCCAGGAGAUGAAAGUUCUAAUCCAUGUGACAGCACCAGUAGUAACAUUGAGGAUGAUGGUGGGGACUGGCCAAGAAAAGUGGUGACUGAAUUGCUGCCAGAUGCGACCCAUUUGGCCCAGCACAAGAAGCAACUCCAUUGGACAAAAGCCAAGCCACGGGGAGACACCCUCCCCCUCAAAAAAAGGCGUACAGAGAAGCCCCCUGAAAGUGAUGAUGAGGAAAUGAAAGAGGCCGCAGGUUCCCUCCUGCAUUUGGCAGGGGUGUGGGCCUGUUUGAACAAUAUCACCAACCGGACGGCAAAAGGUCAGAAGGAACAAAAGGAAUCAUUAAAAAACUAAGACUUGGGGGGUGGAACUUUAUUCCAAUAUACAGUUUUUUUAGGACAUCAGGUAAAUUUAAAGAAUUUGUGGCAAUACCAACAGUCAUUUUGUUAUCCUGUCUUACAGAGAUUAUUCUUGAGCAUUCUUUUAUUUUUCUUAUUUAAAGGAAAUUGAAGCCAUAACAAAACAUUUUAUUAUUCUUUAUUAUAUUAUUGUUCCGCUAACAUUAAGCCUGGGUUGUUCUGUAAGAUGAAGUCAAAAAAAUGGCUACCAGGGUGCAGGGAGAACAGGAAAUCAUAUCUUCAUCAAGCAAACUCCAAAUAUCUUGGUCUUUAUGUGCAGAAAUCUGGCUGUAGGCUGUGAGUAGAGAAAGUGAAUUGGCAAAGUCAGGGACAGAGAGCCUUGAAGGUAUGCUGGAAAGUGAAGUGGCUCAAUACACAAUAACCAGCAAUGGUUAUUUUUGAUGUCACAGCUUCCUUUGAUGUGUUGCCAUGAUUAUUGGGAUUCUGACUACUAAUGAUGGCUGAUCACAGAACUGGAUACUAGGGUCAUAAAAAUGUCAGUUCUUCCAUGAAAGAACUGACUUAUAUGCUUAAAACCGGAAGCUAUCAUUUAGUGUUCUGAAAUAAUACAGCUACGUUUAAAGCCAUAAGUUAUUUCUGAGAAGUGAACAAAAGAGCAGAAGUGAGCAAAAAAGAUGGCCUGUGCUAUUUAUAAGCAAUUCAG